CAGGAGUGACAGCAGAAGUUCCGACAGAGAGUGGUCGAGUCCAUGGGAAGGAAGGAACUGGAUCGAGUGUCUAUUACGUGGACAUCAUGGGUAGGCAAUUGUAGCCUCCUGAACUUGAGACCAAUUGUUUUUCUGGACAUAAGGACAUCAGGAGAUUUCAAAAGGACAACCACAGAGAGCGGCCGAGUCCAAGUGAAGGAAGGUGCUGGAUCGAGUGUCGCUUCAUCGCCAGAACAUCAUGAAUGUGUGGAUAGGGCCCGGCGCGGUGGCUGUGGGGAGCGGCCUCUUGGUGGGAAUAAUCGUCGUGUGUGCCAUUAUGUGUUACCGACGCCGCCGUAGGAAGAAGAGGGCCAGAAAAAACUCCGCCGCCAAAGCACGCCGAAGACCUCAUCCCUCCGCCCCGCCGUCACCUCACCUCGCCCUGCUCCCGCCUUACCCCUCCCGCCACUGCAACAACACCCACGUAACCCUUCAGGGGAACGCACGCCUGCCGGACCCCAGCACUGCCUUCAACACCCUCUCAUCCUUAAUGAAUGACAUGAAGUACCAGAAAGACGGCAACGAAACACCGUCCUUUGAAGUAAACUAUGAAAACGUGAACUACAACCCUAAACUCGAUCCAUGGCCUGAAGUUCCUCGCAAUAACAUGCCUCAGGUCCACGUUGAAGACACUCCCAACUCUCUGGAAGCAGCCUCAGCACAUGCCCUAGUCUCUCACUCUCUCACGGACUCCUCUUUCCUAACCCUCAAAACUUUGGCUGGUAGUGAGAUCUGCUUCACUGACGAGGACCUUCCAACAGUCAACAUCUGCUCCCCCAUCCCCGGCCUGCUGCCCCUGCCUGACCCUCGAGCUCUGGAGGCUGCCGAUAAUUCGUAUGAUGAGUACCAGGGUUAUCUCAGGCCCACGGACAAGGAGCGUCGUCUCACCAUGAUGCAGUUUGUUGUGAAGGACAAAAUGAGGGUGAAACUGAAGCUGAAGAUGCCUGAGUGAGGGCGGAUGAUCGAGCUGUGAGGCUGAAGGAGGGAAAAGGAGCGAGAUAGGGUAGGAAAAGAGCGAGUGUGUAGAAACGAAGGGACGAGACUGUGUUGCGGUGGUCUUCAUCAUCUUUAUUAUCUUUAUCUGUGUGUGUGUGUG
Molecule: messenger RNA, 1135 nt
Organism: Eriocheir sinensis (Chinese mitten crab)
Lineage: Eukaryota; Metazoa; Arthropoda; Malacostraca; Decapoda; Varunidae
Exons: 3
Coding region: 239-991 (250 amino acids)
Source: RefSeq, a predicted model, not a curated record